This is a messenger RNA of Nanorana parkeri, 2715 nucleotides long. It is a transcript of the gene DCBLD1, whose product is annotated as discoidin, CUB and LCCL domain containing 1. The coding region runs from base 111 to 2225 and encodes 704 amino acids. The transcript is spliced from 17 exons. NCBI's taxonomy places the organism in Eukaryota, Metazoa, Chordata, Amphibia, Anura, Dicroglossidae. The record is from RefSeq and is a predicted model, not a curated record.
CAUUGAUUGUCUCUCUGUAUGGAGAGUCGGGGGCUCAGUGUCUGUAGAGGAUAUCCUGCUUCUAGUGACAGGCUGACAACUUUCCGGGAGAGGGCUGACUUCUCAGAGCCAUGGCUGGGAACACUGGACUAUACUGGACACAGCCCGGGGCUGCACUGCUCACCGUACUACUCACCUCACUCUCCGCUCCGCCAAGGCUGCUGGCAGAAACUCUGGUGGACGGAUGUGGACACAUGGUUACUAAUGAGGAGAGUGGAACAUUGACAUCUAAGAACUAUCCUGGCACUUACCCCAACUACACCCUGUGCUUAAUAAAGAUCAAAGUGCCCGCUGGCAAAAGUCUAUACCUAAAGCUGGCAGACCUGGAUAUUGAAUCCCAAGACUGUGAAUCUGCUUAUCUCAAAAUUUACAAAGGAUCGUCCAGUGAAGAAGGUCCUUAUUUGGGUUCUCCAUCUGCACCUCAACUUCUGUGCUUGCAGACUUCCUCCAUCAUGCAUUUUGAGAGCAGGGUCCACAUAUCUGGAAGAGGAUUCCUAAUAAAUUUUGCCAGCAGUGAUCACCCAGAUUUGAUCAGCUGCCUGGCACGUUCCAGCCAUUACAAAGAGACAGAGAUCAGCAGGUACUGUCCAGCUGGAUGCAGAGAUGUUUCGGGGGAUAUAUCCGGGGAUAUAAAAGAAGGCUAUAGAGAUACUUCUUUGCUCUGCAAAGCUGCGAUUCAUGCGGGAGUUAUUGCAGAUGAACUUGGGGGUCAAAUUCAUGUCACACAUCAGAAAGGUGCAAGUCGAUACCGAGGGGUUCUGGCAAAUGGAAUCUUUUCAAAGGCUGGCUCACUUUCAGACCGCCGGUUUGUGUUUAACAGCCUUGAUUGCAGCACUUCAUUGACUGCAGGGCACAGUCAAGAGAAAUUUUCAGCUACCUCAUCCUGGGAAUUCAGAAGUGAGAAUGGGGAGACGGUGGUCUGGUCCCCUGGGAAGGCCCAACUCAAUACACAGGGGUUGUCCUGGGCUUCCAAUCAUCAGUCUGACCGUGAAUGGCUAGAAAUUGAUCUAGGAGACAGAAGGAAAAUAACUGGUAUUGUUACUACAGGCUCCACAUUGCCAAACUUUAACUUUUAUGUGAAAUCUUUUAUUAUUAACUUUACAAGAGAUGGAUUGAAGUGGAGGACUUACAAGGGAGCAAUGAACAAUGAAGAAAAGGUAUUGGAGGGGAACUCAGACUAUGAAGAUCAGACUCGUAACAACUUGAUUCCUCCUGUUGUGGCACGAGCUCUCCGUAUAAUACCACGUUCUUGGAACCAAAGGAUUGCUAUGAAAGUGGAACUUAUAGGAUGCGCUCUUUCACAGUCUCACAACUCAUCCACCCACCCCAUGUGGAAGAAGCCAAAUGAAAAGAGGACCAAAAUCCCAGUAAAAGAGGAAGAGAACAUCACUGAGCCAGUUCCAUCAGAAGAAAAUGACUUUGGGUGGAAACUUAUUGUUGUCCUUAUCCCAGUGGUGCUAGUUCUGUGUAUAAUCGUGACUGGGAUCGGUAUAUGCAUAACCCGGAGAAAUAGAUUGAAAACAGACACUUACAAAAAAGAGGAACAAAAUGGCGGGUGCUGGAAACAACUCGAACAGCCUUUCAUGAGACAGCAGUCAACAGAGUUUACUAUCAGCUACGCCAGUGACAAAGAUGUGAUGCAGAAGUUUGACUUUGUCAAGUGUGACACAGAAGAUUUUGAGCAGUCCCUCAUGAUUGGCGCUGGCACAGUGACGAGGAAAGGAUCCACAUUCAAGCCCAUGGACACAGAGACCGGCGGCCAGGAUCAAGAGAACCACUAUGACUGCCCUCUAAGGACCAAUGAAUACGCAUUACCGCUGACUUACCCGGAGCCUGAGUAUGCAACCCCAAUUAUAGAGCGCCAUGUCAUGCGGGACCACACCUUCUCCCCAGAGUGUGGCUACAAUGUCCCUGUGGUGUCCCUGAACCGCAAUCACUCUUUCUCUGGUGUCAGCUUUUCUAUCUCAUCCAGUGCAGAAGACAGUGGAGGGGACUACCAAACACCCCACAGCAUGCACGUAGAGGAGUGCGACUAUGACCGGCCGAAAGUCCAUAGUACUUGGGCUGCGUCAGACUGUGGCGAUUACCAGAAGCCGCAAUACUGCACAUUAGCGGCAGAUGGUUACUCUUCUCCGAGAGACUGCUUAAAGCCCAUAAACCAGACUGCAAUAACAGCUCUCUUAUGACUCUCUCCAGAGGACAACAGACUUGAAUAACCCCAUCUAUGAAUGUUACUGCCCAGCUGCUGGACAUCUGCGUUGUUUACAUGACUUUUUUUAUGGUUUAUAUAGUGAUGUUGCUCAAGGCUGAUAAGAAACGUCAAAAGUGAGUGGUGUACAGUAUCAGAGGCCCCCGGUUACUCUGUGAGAUUUGUGCAAUGUGUACAGAAGAUAUUUAAGAGGACCUCAGUCACUUUUCCUCUCUUCUAUUGAGACUUGAUGUUAUAUUGACUUUUAUGUAGUCGCUUUGGGACAGACCACGGCUCCAAACGUGACUUUUCUGGUGCAUUUUUAUUUUUCAAGAUGAAUAUUAUUAACACUGUGAAUGUUUAACAUGUAAACUUGCUUUAAUUUAUAUACCCUGUAAGACAGGAAUGGUUUAUGGAUACCCAAAUUCAAGGAGGAAAGUACCUUUUUUAUGGGAGGGAUGAGAAGAAAAAAAUUGGGUGCUCUAGUU